UAACUCUAACAGCAACAGUUCUUAGUUCUGCUUAUAGCGCCACAUUUUCUUCCUCUGUACCUGGAUAGUGCCACAGCCGUGUGUCUUACCCAAGCAGCUGCCACCUGACACUGUACUCUCCUCUUAUGUCCGCGUCAUAGUAAAUGCCUCUGUGCAAAUGUAUUCCAUGUUGUGGUUUACCCGGGUAUAAAAGUAUAAAUAUUUUGAUUUUAACCGAUUGUAGAGCAUAAAGAUUUGGUAUCAGCGGUAUCAAUAUAUCAGUACAGUCACACACAGACAGUCUACACUCAGAACCGUUUCUUAGGGUUAGAUAUUACCUAACUUUACAAAUUCCUAAAGCCUGAAUUCAAUCUGUUGUCUUGGUACUAAAGGUCGAGCAGCAGCUGCUAAUUACGCGGUCACUGAAAAAAACUAAUGAUCAUUAUAUAGCAUAUCCACAAUCUGGAACAGGCUGAGGGGUAAACCUGCAAGGCACAAAGUUUAAAAUAUAUCACUGUGUUAUUAAAUCAAAUCACUGGAUUGUACUUCUGGUUUCAUAGGAUUCCCUCAGAUGAAGCUCACAUAAAAAGCAUUGUUAUCGUGUACUGUACUUGAAUUUACGAAAAUCUUUUGGCAAUUGAAUUACCAAAAAUGUAUCCCUUGCGCCACUACUAACUAACUUUUUUAAUGUAUUUUUUUAAAGCACACACAAAAAAGGAUAAAGUAUCUAUAAUAUACCCACUUCCUCAUCACAAUCAUGUCUAAUUGUUUUAAAGAGACCUGUUAAUUUGCAUCAGGGCAUGAGCAGUCUAUAUGGCUGUUCAAAAUACUUGCUUCAUAAAAACGUUCUAAACACUCUGGUUUACACACCCCGGUGCGUGGGAGUGUUGUGUGUUUGUGUCUGUGGCGUGUUGGAAGUGACGCACCCAGCAGCAUGUGGAUAAGAAGCAAGUCAUAGCACAGCGGCGAGAACAAAUAAGUGAAUAUGAACUGUAAGCCUUGCCGUGCUUAACAACACUCCCUGGUACCUGCGAUUCCUUGAUUGGUUCCUGGUCAUUCUCUAUUUUGUUCAUAUUUUGGAACACAUUUCCCCAACAAAAACAAUGAAAUAAUAUAUUCCAUAUUCAAUUAUACAGGCAGAGUUUUAUGUAACAUUCUAAUAUUCCUAACUGUCAUGCCAUGACACUUUUGUGCACUUUUGUCGCUCGCUACUCCUAUGUUGCAAUAAGUUACAUUUUCUAAAUUAUCUUUUUGCCAUCACUGAUACCCUUCUGUGUACUGGUCCCCACACCCCUUGUCCUUUUUUUUUUUUUUUUUUUUUUUGCCCCCAUUGGGAAAGUGAAAACAUGUUAAACCACCCUGGAGUUUGUAUUUUAGCAACGGAAUCUUUGUUUAUGAUUAGUGGCGUCUAAGCUGUAAUCACAGCAGUAAAUCUUUGCCACUUAAGACACCAACAAUCAGGUUUCUAAGUGACAGCGUGCCUAUUGUUAUUUUCCAGUGAUCACAAGAAAAUGUGGUGAGCAAUAGAAGGUGGAGCUUCUUUCCCCUCUGAUUCACUGUGCGUAGCAUGCGAGUGAAGCAUGCGUGGUGUCUACAAGUUUUCACUGUAACACAAUGUUCCAUAGAAACAGAAAUGUAAAUUGAAGGAAGGCUAAACAGAGAUGGAAGACCGGAACAACUCAUCAUACUUUAAUUUUCUCUCAGGAUUUCUCCUGACAACAAACACGUUUUUCCCCCCAGCAUCCAAAGAAAUUCUAUUUUACAGAUCAUAUGAAAAUAAGUUCUCUCUCUUGGAAAAAUGUCCCUUUUUUCAAAACAUAAACCGGAUCCUUAAACCAACCAUCCAUUUUCUGUAGCGCUUAUCUUCAUUAAGGUCACAGGUGUGCUGGAACUUGUGCCAGCUGACUUAGGGUGAGAGGCGGGGCACACCCUUGACUGCUCGCCAAACCAUUGCAGGGCACAUAUAGACAAACAAAGAUUAAACAACCAUUUGCACUCAAGUUUAGUUUAAAGUCUUUUCUCAUGUAGAGUUGUACAGAUGAGGCCAGGUGAACCUCUGCAAAAUAUUUGUGGCUUGGAAGCACAUAUCUUGUCAAAUGUUUCCAGUGUUGAUAAGUCACUGCUUAUACAAUGUAUAAAUGGGCACCGUGCCUUUGGAAAUGUUCAAAGUGACUGACUCCAUGAUUGCCUUCUCUUUUGUCCAUCCAUCCAUCCAUUUUCUACCGCUUAUCCGAGGUCGGGUCGCGGGGGCAGUAAGUUUAGCAGGGACGCCCAGACUUCCCUCUCCCCAGCCACCUCAUCCAGCUCUUCCGGGGGGAUCACGAGGCGUUCCCAGGCCAGCCGAAGGACGUAGUCUCUCCAGCGUGUCCUGGGUCGUCCCCAGGGUCUCCUCCCGGUCGGACGUGCCCGGAACACCUCACCGGGGAGGCGUCCGAAUCAGAUGCCCCAGCCACCUCAUCUGGCUCCUCUCGAUGUGGAAGAGCAGCGGGUCUACUCUGAGAUCCUCCCGGAUGACCGAGCCUCGCUCCCUAUCUCUAAGGGAGAGCCCGGACACCCUGGGGAGGAAACUCAUUUCAGCCUUCUCUUUUGUGUCAAACACAUCUGAGAGUUUUCAAGGGUUUGCUGUUCCAACACCCAGGGUCCCAGUCCUCCCCACUAUCAGUGGUCCAAAGGUCAAUGGUGCAGUCUAUGGAGAUCAAUUAUCCUAUGGAUUAGUGGAGGAAGACAUAUUGGUUCCUCCUCCUCCUUCCUCAGCCCCUCCCCCACCUCCAGAGAUGUUUAUUCUCCCUCCACCUGACUUCUUGGGUUACCUAAGCAGUUUAGAGAUGGCUGCCUUUCAGUCCCCUCCUACACCUGCUCCAAAGCCUCCCCUCAAGGAAGAGAAAAAUUGUCGCAUCAUAAAACCCCCACCAAUGGCCCCACCAAAGCCUCCAUCUACAGGUUCCAGUAGCUCUGCGUCUUCCACUCCCCUUUCAAAACCGUCCCCAGCUAAAGUUCCCAAACAUCCAACUUUUCCCCCACCGCUUCCUCCUACCAAAAGGCAGCAGAACACCUUAAAAACGCCUCCUCCGAAACCCAUUAGACUCUCAUCUAUGGCCAACCUCGACUCCCCACCACAGAUUCCUGCCCCGCCUCCUCCUGUGCAGACUCCCACACAGUCAACCUUCAAUCCCCAAAACACGGCGAAGCUAAACCAUGUUUCCAACGCCUCAGUGCUCAGUGGCUAUGAGGAACAAGACAAAAGACCCAAGCAGAUGUUACUCCUGGAAGAUACUGGGUCUGUUAAGCCAGUGCCAAUGUUGGUAGCAGUAAAUGGGAAUGUCCCCAGGGAUACACCAACCAAGCCAAUUCGCAAAGAUCCCCUGCAUCACAAAGAGCAUUUACAAAGUACACAUCUCCCUCAGACACCUCUACAUGAAUCAGCCAAAGCCAUACCCAAAGAUGUUCUGUAUCACAAAGAGAAUAUACAAAGUAUUCUACCCUCUCGCUCACUCACGCCUGAGGUGACCACAAGGACUAGUACAGAGACAGUGUCAGCACAGAAUGAAACUGUCAAGCCACUCAGGAUGCCAUACCAAAUACCAAGAAAGCUUCAGACAGGGAACAGAACGCUAUUAACUUCUGAGGAUAUAAAAGGCAAACUUGGUUCAAAACCAGCUGGGAAAUUCAGUCUGUUAUUAGAUAAUAAAUUACACAACCUAAAGAAUGGUGAAAGCUGUGCGGGUCAAGAGGCUCCUUCAGCUUCCCCACUUUCUCUUCUUAUGGCGGCUCAGGAAAGAGAGAGGUAUAAGGGCUUCCAGUCUCAUGAAAACGGGACCAUAAAGAAUGAUCAGCGCAGAGGAAGCAUUCAGAAGAAUAAUUCCAUUCCCAAACCUUUAUCUACUUUGCCAAGAUCCCUCUCAAGCGCUUCUCUCUCACAUCAGGAUAAACUCCAAGUAAGUCCAACGUCCGUCAGUCCUGUGCAGUAUUCGGAAUCAAAACCAGCAACUAUCGCACGGAUGAAUAAAGAGGCAUCAGCUCCAGCUUCAUCUACAGAUAUGAGCAACCGAAGUGUGGAGAGGAAAGAUUCCAAUGUUAAAUAUGGAGGGGACAAGGGAUACGUAGGUAUGCCGUUAGUCCCUCCACCUCCAGAAUUCGAUGAUUUUGAUAUUGAGUUGACUCCCUCCAGUCGUCCUCCCGCCCCACCAUUAAAAAUGGCACCACGACCAAAUAUAAACUCUCUUCCACCUGAACCUAAACCCUCAAAACACCCCACUCCUAAUGUUGGUGUCCAAACUAACCCACAGUUCCAGACUAAUUCUAGGAUAGACCCUACACAGCGGCCAACAACGCUUUCGCCAGGCCAGGCCACACUUGUGAGCAUCCUACAAAAAAAGAUGCUGGAGAUGGACCACAAAAUUAUUACCACACAGGAGGCAGACUAUGACGCUGAAGACUGGGGUGUCCCACUUUCUGAGGACAUCAAAGUACCUCUCAUCCCAAAGACCAGGCCACAGGCCAACAGUAUUUCUACUGGGACCAACCCAACACCAAACCACCACAAGCAGGAGUUGGGAGGCAAAGCGGUGAAAAAAUAUCCAGACAUUAACCGCAAUGAACCACAGUCAGUCCAUAUCCAUCAGUAUGGGAUGACGUAUCGAGUUCGGCCUGGAACCAAACAACCCAUUACUCUCAUUAGAAAAGGACCAUCAUGAGUAAAUAGGAUUGGUAUUCCUCCAUUAUGUAUAUAAUCAAUUUCACAUCAUACGUAGUGCACAGUAGGAAUACUGUAUGCACCAGUGGAGAAAAGAACAAAUGAGAUACAGGUCUUUGCAGGGUUUGCCCACUAACUGCAAGGGAAAUUGGGUUCAAGCCACUGUUGGAAUCACAAUGCUGCUGUAAUAACUGGGCAUUUGUUACCAGAUGUGGUGAGAAGCAAAACAAACAAACACUGCAAAUGUGUAAUGCUGAACGCUAACAGAAGUCACACUUUUAAAUUAGUAGCAGUGAGCACAAUAAUAAAUCGUAACAUUAGCAUACAUGUUGUUCCAGGAUAGUAUAGCUGUUCAAGGGUCACCAUGACAAUGAUCACACUAUUCUCAUUUUUACUAGCCAGUUUACCAUAAGCAGGAUUUUACAGCUGUUAUAGAUUUUAUAUUAGUAUUUGUUUGUCUACCAUGUUGGAGGUCGAGAUCAGUAGGAUAAGCUAGGCUUGAAAGGGAAAGACUAGUAGACCGACUCACAGUCGUUUGUUUGUUCAUUUUUUUCUGUAUCUGUAACCCUAAUCAAUUAAUAUUAGCUAUGUUAUAAAUUUUCCAAUCUCCUUAGAUGUGCUAAAAUGGGGUUUAAAAAGUUGAUAAAGUACAGAGAAACUUUGGAUGCAGUGGCAAAGACAGCCUCACAAUGAUAUAGAGAAGCGGAAAUAAAACUGAGACUGUUUCAAGGCUAGAUAGCAGUUAGCAUGGUGGGAGUCAGCAGAAUCUAUAUUUCUGACAUGUAUAAAUAUUUCAUAUAAUACCACAGCAACGAUCGACCAAUAUCCAAUCUAAGAUAUAUUAUAAGUAUGUGCUUCCUAACAGUACUGGGCUAAAUUGUAAAUAAUGAAAUUGGAGAUAGGCCUAUGCACUCUAUAUACAGUAUUUAACAUGCGUUUUCUAACUUUGAUAAGCGUUAAAGCUUACCUUCAACAAAGUGCUCGAAUGUAUGGACUGGGUAUCUUGCCAGAUAGAGAUCAGCUCUGCUGUGUGUGGUGUAACUCUGUGUGGAGAAGUGGUAGACCAUGUAUUCGUAAAUUUGUGGACCAGCACACCCUGGUACAAUUAAAAGACGGACGUCUUCGGCCGUGAUCACAGCCGACUUCAAUCCUGUCUAAUCAAAGCGGAUCCUCUCAUUUCUAUUUGAAUAUGGUUUGCGAGUUACGCACUGAUAGUCUUUGACAUGGCGUACGAAGAAACUGAUUUGCUCCAGUCCAGGAGGUCGAAGGGUGCAAAAUAUAUUUAUACAGAAUUAUAAGCAGACCUCCACGAGCAGAUGAUGUGAAGUUGGCUUGUGAGAAAAUCACAGAUCUGCGCCGUGAUAUGGGCACUUAUAUUAGGUAAUUAGAAACAAAUCAUAGAAAUGACUUUACAGGGUCUUUAAGAAUUGCUCAUUCUCCCAUGUCCACAGUAAAAUCAUGUAUUUUUUUUUAUAAUAAAAAAAAAAAAAGACUCAUACUACUGCUUUGUGUAUUUGUCACUAAGGCCGUUUUGAACCGAAAGCGUUUAAUCUUGUAAAACUCAUUGUUCACGGCACAGUUUAAGAUCUUGAAUGUAAAUUUUAAGUGUAAAGUAAAUAUAAGCACAUGCCAUAUAGCUGUAAUCUUCAUUCACUGGUAAACUAUGUAAUGUGGGGUCUUUACAAAGAUUGCAAUUUGCAGAAGUUUGAUUUUGACUAUUUGUCAUUUUAAUUAAUGGAUAUAUAUAUAUUAUUUUGCUGUAAAAAUAUGCUAGUUGAUAUACAGCAAUAUAUUUGUGUAUAUAUAUUUAUAUGAUAGGCUCUAUGAUUGAAAUACUCAUCACCAAAGCAAAAUGUAUUCAACGAUCUCAACCUGGUAAAUAAAAUUGAUCAGAAGCGUUAAAUUUUGUGUGUGUACGCCAAAUGGUAGUGCCGCUUGAUUACUCCCAGUUUCCACUAAUCUACAGUUGCUUGAGGAACAAGCAUCGCUGUGAUGAUGAGCUACAAAUCCACCUAAUAAUUGCAUGGCUGCUCAGGUAAGAGAAAAUGUCGUGGCGGCGAGAGUGCAGUGUUAUCUCUGAACACCUGCAGCACUUCAGGCUAGGUGAACCACACAUGCCUUAACAUUGAAAAUCCUUGUACAGAUUUGAUGAACAUGCUAUUUCUGUCUAAUUAGUGUGUGAUGAGCUAAAAAGCAUGAAUACAGAAAAUUAUUCAUCGUUUAAUAAAUACUUUUUUUUUUUUUGUUUAAACAAUGAUGUCAACUAGUAGGCUGUCCUCUUGACCAGACAUUUUCCUUCUAUAAAUAUACUGUAAUACAAUAGCAGUUUUCCCAUUAGCAUUCCUUGCCUUUGCCCUGCUGGCUCUCCUUGAAGUCAGGAAUGUUUUUUCUUUGUUCACAAUGGACGCCCUCUUGAGUGUAGUCAGUGGCACUGUAAAGCUUUGAUUUGACAACCUUUAUUUUCCAAAACGUAACAGAUGAUAUGCAAACACAACAGACGUGAAACGAUUCUAUCUAAAGUUCUACUGUACACAUAGACAGUAUACCCAUGAGGUGUUAAAACGGUGAUUAGGUCUAAGGUGAGCUGAGGAUACCACCUGUUGGCUCAACCUUGUGGUGAAGCACAAAGUGAUCCCAGCCCACAGUGGUGAGGUUAUUCGUGCCUCCCUGAACCCAGCACACACCCUUAACAAAGUCCUGGUGGCGUCGAUCUCUAAAUCUACAAAAGGAAAUGAGAGGAAAAAAUAGUUAACACAGUAUAUUAUAAACUCAGAAGAGCAGGUAAUAGGUCUUAAGGAGGUUGUGCCAAAACUCACACUUCCUGCAGUUCAGAGUUUAAAACGGCAAGGGAGCAAUCGUUGCUAAUGGAGGCCAGCAAAGAGGGACUGUGAUCAAAAAAAUAAAUUUAAAAAAUAAUAUAUAUAAAAAAGGCAAACUUAGGCGGCUGUGUAAGCAUUCAUGUGUACCUGUGUGGAGAAAAGGCCAGCCCGUUAACUCUGCGGUUGUGGACGCUUGCCAUGCGAGCCGGCUCGGUCGCUAGGAAAUCUUUAAUGGUCACUCUCCCGAGCUCGUCACCUGAGGUACAAGGAAUGCGAUUUAAGAUGGA
Molecule: messenger RNA, 7778 nt
Organism: Phycodurus eques (leafy seadragon)
Lineage: Eukaryota; Metazoa; Chordata; Actinopteri; Syngnathiformes; Syngnathidae
Exons: 4
Coding region: 2118-4673 (851 amino acids)
Source: RefSeq, a predicted model, not a curated record